Molecule: messenger RNA, 2320 nt
Organism: Ceratotherium simum simum (southern white rhinoceros)
Lineage: Eukaryota; Metazoa; Chordata; Mammalia; Perissodactyla; Rhinocerotidae
Gene: SACK1D
Product: scaffolding CK1 anchoring protein D
Biological process (GO): positive regulation of cell cycle G1/S phase transition; signal transduction; regulation of ERK1 and ERK2 cascade
Cellular component (GO): cytosol; mitotic spindle pole
Molecular function (GO): protein kinase binding
Source: RefSeq, a predicted model, not a curated record
ACGCCCGUGCUCGCCCGAGCCUGGUCCGGUCGGGGCGGCGUCAUGGCGUUGCGGUGCGAGGUCCUGGACGAGCUGCCGGCCGCCUGCCUGUCGCCCUGCGGGCCGCCCAACCCGGCCGAGCUGUACAGCGAGGAGCGGCGCCUGGCGCUCGAGGAGCUGGUGGCGGGCGGCCCCGACGCCUUCUCGGCCUUCCUGCGACGCGAGCGCCUGGGCCGCUUCUUGAACCCCGACGAGGUGCGCGCCAUCCUGCGCGCGGCCGAGCCGCCCGACCAGGAGGGCGCGGCGGCGGGGGCCGAGGACUCCUUCGGCUCGUCGCACGACUGCUCGUCGGGCACCUACUUCCCCGAGCAGUCGGACCUGGAGCCGCCGCUGCUGGAGCUCGGCUGGCCCGCCUUCUACCAGGGCGCUUACCGCGGCGCCACGCGCGUCGAGGCGCACUUCCAGCCCCGGGGCGCGGGGGCCGGCGGCCCCUAUGGCUGCAAGGACGCGCUGCGCCAGCAGCUCCGCUCCGCGCGAGAGGUGAUUGCUGUGGUGAUGGAUGUGUUCACUGACAUCGACAUCUUCAGAGACCUGCAGGAAAUAUGUCGGAAGCAGGGAGUGGCUGUAUACAUCCUUCUGGACCAGGCCCUGCUCUCCCAGUUUUUGGAUAUGUGCAUGGAUCUGAAAGUUCAUCCUGAACAGGAAAAGCUGAUGACAGUUCGGACAAUUACUGGAAAUAUCUACUAUGCGAGGUCAGGAACUAAAAUUGUUGGGAAGGUUCAUGAAAAGUUCACAUUGAUUGAUGGCAUUCGAGUGGCUACAGGCUCUUACAGUUUUACAUGGACAGACGGCAAAUUAAACAGCAGUAACUUGGUCAUUCUGUCUGGCCAAGUGGUUGAACACUUUGAUCUGGAGUUCCGAAUCUUAUAUGCACAAUCAAAGCCCAUCAGCUCCAAACUCCUGUCCAACUUCCGCAUCAGUGGCAGGUUUGACCAUCUAGUUGACCGAAAACCACUGCCCAAGGAGCUCACGCUGGGCAACCUGCUGCGGCUGCGUCUGGCCAGGCUCUCAAGCACCCCCAAGAAGGCUGAGUUGGAGUGCGAGGCGCCCGCCGAGGGCAGGGCAGAGGCCAGGCGCCACGACUCCGAGUCCUCCACCAUCAGUGAGGAAGACUACUUCAGCAGCCGCAAGGAUGAACCAAAGGGUGGAAAAGUGACCGAUGCCACCACUCAGACAGAGCCAGGGGACGAGAUGCCAGCAGUGAGUGUGAGCGAUGCAGGAACACAAACCAGUACCACCACCACGUGUGCUGGGACACAAACCACAGUCACCACCAGGGUGGCAAGCUCCCAAACCAUGGUUCGGUCCACGUCGGCCACCACCCAGACUGACGUGGACGAGUACGUUCUCUUUUCUCAGGGAACCCAGUCUAAAGAAGGGUCACCGGUAUCAAAGAUGUCUGUGUCACGGUCCUCCAGUCUGAAGUCCUCCUCCUCUCUGUCUUCCCAAGGCUCCGUGGCAAGCUCCAUCGGCUCCCAGACUUCCAUCGGAGCCACUGACUUCGUCCCUCCUGGACAUCCCAAGUACUGGGCUGCCCCCUACUUGGAUCUGUGCUUAAGAGACUCAUUCAGAAACUUGAAUCAAGAGCGGCAGUUUCACUUGGCUGGUAUCAGGUCCCGGCUCAACAACAUGCUGGCCAUGCUCUCAAGGAGAACAUUCCUCACUGAAAACUACCUCGGUUUUCAUUCUGGAACUUUUGCCAGAGCAUCAGUUAAUUUGCUGGCUGUUAGAGAUAUCGCACUUUAUCCCUCCUAUCAGUGACUGCUCAGUGUUCAGAGCCCCUGGCUUCAUCCGGGCUCGCAGUGGACACGGUCAGAGCGUCCUGCUUUACAAAGGUCUCCUGUCCCAACUGCCUUCUUCCGCCUGACUUAGUUACCCUGAUUUCCUUUGAAUUCUAUAAACUGCACAUUAUUUUACAUGCUUUCGUUUUCUUUUAUUUUUGUCAUGUAUAAACCAGGUAUUGGUUUUUAUGGUUUAAACACUAUGGGUACAGUUUCUUUGCACGAUUUUAAUAUUGAUAUCUUUUAAAGAGAAUGUUUAGGGGUUCUCAGGUUAAUUCCGGUAAGAGGUAAAAUAUGUUUUGCAUUUAUAUAGAUUUGUGUGCUCUUCUGUUUUAGAGGUUUGAAUCACUAGUUUUUUUGAUCAAAAUCCUGUUUAGAAAAAACUCUGUUUCUUAAUUGUCUGUUUCUUUUUUAGGAUAUCUGUGUUGUUAGCAUUAAAUAAAUAUAAACAACUUUUGUUUGGUGAUUGCUCGAGUACUUUUUUUUUUUGCUCUCUGGCA